Tetrahymena thermophila SB210 is the source of this 2190-nucleotide messenger RNA. RefSeq names its product calponin-like domain protein. Gene Ontology annotation, molecular function: protein binding. The record is from RefSeq and is a predicted model, not a curated record. The transcript has 7 exons. Lineage: Eukaryota; Ciliophora; Oligohymenophorea; Hymenostomatida; Tetrahymenidae.
AUGGAUAAUAAUAACUAAUUAUAUCAUUCUAUUGUAGCGUGGAUAAACAAAUUAUAAGCACAUGAAAUACAUAAAGAAAAGCUGAUAGAUAGUAUUUUAGACCUUAAAGAUGGAGUUAUUUUAGCAAAAUUAUUUAAUUUGUGUGUGCCAAAUAAUUAUAAAAUUGAUGAAAGCCAAAUGUAUACUGAAGAUGUGGAUAAUUGGGCAUUUACAUUGAAAAAUUUAAAUAUUAUAUACGAUAGCAUAAGUAGUUAUAACACUGAAGUCAAUUAAAAAUCUACUCCAGAAAUUGAGUUUUUGUCUAUAUUUAAUGAAGACAAUAAAGUUGCUAUGCUUUAGUUAAUAGAAGAAGUUUUUGGAAUAGUACUUUAGUCUGAAAUGAAAAAUGAGUUCAUCACUGCUAUUAUUGAUUUAGAUGAGGAGGACUAAGAAAAGUUAAGUCAUUUUUUAAAAAAACUCUUGAAAGUAAAUAGCAAUGAUAAGAUUAGAUUAGACACAGAUUAAAGCUUAGAAGAUCAUCAUCAUUUUUCAUUAAAUGAAUCAGGAUUGAAGUAGUAGUAAAGCAAAGAUUCAAAAGGAUAUACUUAGGAUAAGGAGCUUCUAAAAAAAAUUGAUGAAAUCGAGCUUGAACUAGGAAAAGAAAAAAAGAAAUUCGAAACUUUAAAAUUAGAUUAUGAUCAAUUGAAUUUAAAGAUAUUAUCAUUUUAAGAAUAAAUAGAGAAAAAAGAUUAACUCAUAGACAAGUUGAUUAAAUAACGUGAUGAAUUUUUGAAUUCAACUGGUUACUAAUCAUUUGAAGAUGCUUAAUAGGAAAUUAAAAAUAAAUAAAACAAAAUUUCUGAUCUAAAUAAAAUCAUAGAUGAAUUAAAAAAUGAUCAUUAAGAUGCAAUUAAAAAUUUAAAGGAUGAAAUAAAUUUACAUGAAAAAAAACUUGAAAAAUAUAAAAACUAUGAGAAAAUGGUUGAAACAGUUAAAACUUUAAAUGAAGAAAAUAAAUAUCUCGAAAAAAGAGUUUAAGAAUGUGAAAAAAUUGUAGAAGAUAUGAAAAAAAGAAAUACAGAGCUAUCUUAAAAAGUUCAAGAUAAAGAAGAGAUGAUGAAAAAAAAGUAUGAGCAAAAGUAACUUGUUUAAAAGAAUAUAGACUUAGAGACAGAGCUGGGCUCAAAAACAGCAGAAUGCUAACAACUAUAGUAGGAUAUUUAUGAGCUGUAGCAACUUAAUUCGAGAUAAGAAGAGUAAAUAAAAACUCUUAAUAAGAAAGUUUAAGAAUUACAAAUGAAGAGCAGUGAGAAAAAGAGGGCUAUGACUCCUACUAAAAGAAACCUUUCUUCUGAUUUUAAUGACAUGGUAAAUAAGCUAGAAAUGCAUGAGUAUUACAGAAAGUAAUCAAGGCAUUAGACUGACAUUAAUUUACCUAAGAUUCAAACAAAUUUUAGCUAAAUCGAUGAAGAGGAGCACAGUUAGAAAAAGGAAUAGGCUGAAUAAUAAGAGGGUCAUGAAUUUUAAACACCUAAUCCAAAUCAAGAUGGAGAGAAGAAUGAAUUAAAUACUAAUGAAAAAGAAGAAUAGUAUAGAGAUAUGGAAGAAAAUUAUGAACUCCUUCAACUAGAAAAUGAGAAGUUACGUUCACAAAUAAAAAAAAUGCAAUAAGAUAUAGCUAAAAAAUCAUCAGUUUCUGAUCAAUAUAAGUAAAUUUAUUAAUUAUAAGAAGAAAAAGCCAAAUUAGAGUCAGAAGUUGCAAUUUUGGAAAAGAAAUGCUCAUAGUAACAGUAAGAUGGUGAUGAUGAUAAAUCUAAAAUCAUUAAAAAUUUAUAAGAUACGAUCAAAUCCUUGAAAGAAAGGGUUGGGUUUUUGCAAGAAGAAAAUAAAGAGCUAAAAGAGCACUCAUAACAAUCUGAAUAGGCAGACAAAUUAAAACUGGAAAUGUAAAAGCUGAAAAAAUAAAUAGAUUUUUUCAAAUUGGAAUCAGAAGACAAGAGAAAAUAGUUAGAAGAAGAAAUUAAGCUACUAGUUGGAGUUAUAAAUGAAAUUAGAAUGAAAACUUUUGAUUUAUCUAACUCAGGAAACAAAUCAUAAUUAAUCUCUGAAUCUCUAAUAAGUAAUAGCUAAGCAACAUAAAACAGUUUAUAAAAUUAAGAAAUAAACAGGUAAAUAAGUAACAAUUCUGUGAGAAUGCCUUCUUAAAAAUGA